This is a messenger RNA of Phlebotomus argentipes, 1335 nucleotides long. Its product is annotated as paired box protein Pax-6-like. Bases 217 to 1335 code for a protein of 372 amino acids. NCBI's taxonomy places the organism in Eukaryota, Metazoa, Arthropoda, Insecta, Diptera, Psychodidae. Gene Ontology annotation, biological process: anatomical structure development; regulation of transcription by RNA polymerase II. The record is from RefSeq and is a predicted model, not a curated record. Gene Ontology annotation, molecular function: DNA-binding transcription factor activity, RNA polymerase II-specific; RNA polymerase II cis-regulatory region sequence-specific DNA binding. The transcript has 6 exons.
UUAGCCGGUGGCGGAUCACUUCCGCCACCGCCACCGCCCACGCUCUCACUCUCCCCAACAGUUGGCCUGUCGCCCAGCGUCCCAUCGCCGGGCACCGUGCCGCCGGCGCAGUUUGCUGGCGGAAGUGGCGCCCCAUCGCUGAGCGCCCUGGUGUCACAGCAUCGUCUGUUGGAGCUGUCGCGCUUCAGCUUGCGUGGUUACGAUCUGGCGCAGCACAUGCUCACGCAGCAGGGCGCCGUCUCCAAGUUACUCGGCACGCUGCGCCCGCCAGGACUCAUCGGAGGCUCCAAACCAAAGGUAGCAACGCCAGCUGUCGUCUCAAAAAUCGAACAGUACAAACGGGAGAAUCCCACCAUCUUCGCCUGGGAAAUCCGGGAGCGAUUGAUUUCGGAAGGUGUCUGCACAAAUGCAACUGCGCCGUCUGUGUCGUCCAUCAAUCGUAUUUUGAGGAAUAGAGCCGCUGAGAGAGCAGCGGCUGAAUUUGCCAGAGCCGCCGGCUAUGGCUUGUACCCGCCGCAUCCCUAUGGAGGCUUUGCCUGGCCUCCGACGCACCUCUGGCCGCCCAAUGCGGCCAAUCUCAGUGGAAUAACCCCGCCCGGCUCCACCUCAAGCACUGCAGUGUCCCCUGGAUCGUCCCACGACACCGCCGGCUCUCCAGACGGCAGUCGCCUCAUAGAUGUCGAGGGCGAGGACUCGGGCAGCUUGGAUGGGGAGCAACCCAAGUUCCGACGCAACCGCACCACCUUCAGUCCAGAACAGUUGGAGGAGCUGGAGAAGGAGUUCGACAAGUCGCACUAUCCGUGCGUGAGCACGCGCGAACGCCUCGCCUCGCGCACUUCCCUGAGCGAGGCGCGUGUUCAGGUUUGGUUUUCCAACAGACGAGCGAAGUGGCGGCGCCACCAGCGCAUGAAUAUCCUCAAACAGCAGUCCUCACCCACGCCCCAAAGAGCCACCCCAAGCAACAACAGCAGCAGCAGCAAUUUCACCCCUACCGCGACGCCCGCCAGGGAAGUCGCCACCUCCCCGGCGGCGGCGGCAGCGGUCUCAGCGGCCGUGGUAGCGGCGACAAGCUUAGUCACAGCAUCCACGCCAUUAUUAAUGGGCGGCGAACAUAGCGCCUUUCGCUCACUUGUGCCCUCGUCCGCGGCGGCAUUGCUCGCCGCCUCGGCGUCACUCGGCCUGCGGCCACCCUACGCCGGCCUGCGCGCCGCCGCAGAAUCCUCCAUCUCCUCCUCCGACGAGGAGAUCAACGUGCACGAUGACGAUUCCAAUGGCUCAGCGGCCAAGAGCCGCUCCACGCCGCUUCAGCUCACGACGCACGACAGGCCAAACUAG